Molecule: messenger RNA, 990 nt
Organism: Chrysochloris asiatica (Cape golden mole)
Lineage: Eukaryota; Metazoa; Chordata; Mammalia; Afrosoricida; Chrysochloridae
Gene: CCDC24
Product: coiled-coil domain containing 24
Exons: 8
Coding region: 1-990 (329 amino acids)
Source: RefSeq, a predicted model, not a curated record
AUGCCCCAGGAAUUCCUGUCUCUGUGGCAGCUGGUGGAGGAGCAUGUGCCACUCCUGGAGAGGCCAGAGGUGAAGAGGAUCCUGGGGGAAUCAGAAGUAGACUUAAAUCUGGAGCUGCGGGCAGAGGUGGCGCUGCUGCGGAAAUUGCUCCAAGAGGCUCGAUCCUCACAAGCCUUGGGGUCCUGUCCCACCUCCAGCUCUUGUUCCCUUCUGGCACCACCACCCCUUAUAAGUGACCUCGUGCGCCAGGAACUCCGGCAACUGCUUCAAGGUCUCCGCCACAAGGCCAUCUGUGAGGGCAGGGACCAGGCUCAGGCUUGGGCCCAGUAUAGUCCAAGGGUCGUGCACUUUGCCUUGGAGGAGCUCAGAUGUCAUCCACCAGAGCAGGAGAUACUUGGAAUGAGAGCUGGUGUGCCCAGUAGCACCCAUGGGGACCUCAGUGUCAUCAGGGACCAGCUGAACGUGGCUAACAUCGACCAGGUUGCCAGGCGCCUGCGAGGCCUCCUGGAGGAGGAGUGUCGAACCUUGGAGAGGGAAAUCUCCAUCCUGCAGGGCUGCCUGGAAGAGGAGUACACACGGCCUUCCCAGCCCUCCGAGGCAACCCUUGAGCCCACUCUGGCAGAGCUACAGGAACAAAAGAAGUUCAUGGAACAGGAUCUGCAGGCCCCACUGGGGCCCUUCUUUGUCUCUCCCAGCCACAGGCCACGGCCAUCGGGCUGUCCCCUCCCCCUGGAUGCUAAAGCAAUGAGGUCCUCCAUUCGGCGUUCCAGACCCUUUCUUUGCCCCCACGAGGCUGCUGGAGCUUUGGUUGGGCCUCUCCAGUGCCACCUGCCUACACCUCCUUCAAAGUGCUGCCCCCCAUCUCGAGGCCAGGCCACUACCUGCCGCUGGGGACGGCAGCUCCGCUUUAGCACCAGGGAAGGGUCAGUUCCCACUGCAGUGUCUAAUGUGGCACCCAAGGCCCCACCUAAAGGGCUAGUCUCAAAGUAG